AUGGCUGAUUUAGAUGAUGAUGAUCUUGGUGGUGAGGGGCCGACAGGGCCUCCGGCGUCAGGGAGUGCAGGACCAGCAGUCGGACCGCAGCUUCCCCAGAUGAGCACGAAUCCGUUUUCGCCAGUGGCAGGUGGUUCAGUGCCCAAUCAGGUAGUGCUUGAUGUUGCUCAGUUUCAGCAGAUCCUGCAGACAAUGCAAGGCCAAAGUCAGGCUGUUCUUGCAGCGGCAGGUGUAGCGAGCGCAGGGUCCCCGAGCAGGAGUUCAGGGACACAGGGCUUUAGUGAUGCAAACCGCAUCUUGAAUAGGCCCGCAUGCUUUGGGAGCACCUCGCAUGACAGUGACUUAGGGUCGUGGCUUGAUUGGGCACACGCCUUCAAGGCUUGGCUAAUCUUCGCUGACCCGCAGUAUGAAAUUGAGCUUCAGACAGUCGAGUCAAACCUUGAUGUGGAAAACCCCACCAUGCCAGCUGAAACUGCAGAGCGGUCGCGUCGCUUGUAUGCCAUCUUGAGCAGUCUGCUGCAGCACAAGCCGAAGAUGCUGUUACGGCAAGUGCCGAAUCGCAACGGCUAUGAAACCUGGCGGCAGUUGGUCAACAUCUACGCGCCGCGAUCAAAGGUGCGAGGACUUGCAUUGCUGAAUGCCAUCAUGUCGUUUCCUCCGUUUGUGAAAAGCAAAACGACCAGGGAGCAAGUUGACGGUUUGGAUCGCCUUGCCCAGGAGUAUGAAAGGGUCUCAGGAACGGCUGUGAAUGCCGAUAUUCUCCUUGGGACUUUACUUCGGGUUUUGCCAGCGCACUUGAGAAACCACAUUCAGCUUCAGAUGAAGAGUGACACCAGCUAUGAGCAGGUCAAGCAGUUCAUUCUGACAUAUGAGGUGACGACCAGCAAUUGGUCUGCGUCCAAAGUGCAGCAAAGCUUAGGCAUAGGCUCCUCGGGUGACCAUAGUGCCAGUGAUCCCGUACCCAUGGAUGUAGAUAGAGUCGCUAAGGGGAAACCUAAAGGCGGCAAGGGCGAUGGUCGUGGAAAAGGUGGAAAGGACAAAGGUGGAAGGGGCGGCAAGCCCAAUGGUGGGAAACCGAAUCCCGGUGGCGGUGGGGGCAAGUCGCGAAAUGCCAACCAGCCGAAAGGCAAAGGAAAGGGAGGCAAAGCCCAGAAGGAGACGCGAAAAUGCCAUCACUGCCAGAAGCAUGGGCAUCUCGCCAAGGACUGUUGGCCACUGCAUGGCAAAGGCAAAGGCAAAGGCGUGCAUCAGGUUGCAGAGGUGAACCCUUCAAGUGCAGCGAGCGAGGCACCCACCAUCACGACGUCAGGUGGAGCAGCCAGCACGAGUGGAACAGUGCGACGAGUUCAGGUGUUUGACUUGAGUGCGCCCGCUGACUGUAUGGGAGGGCAUGUUCGUGCUGUCACAUGUGCCAUGCAGUCAGCUCGGAAUCCCAAGGCAGUUCAGAGCCCAGCAGGUCCCAGUGGCCAGGUCGCGAUCGACCAGGAGUGCAGCAGCGACAUGUUGUCACCAGAAUUUCUUGAGAUUGUCCGAUCGCUGGAAGGUUCAUGUUUGAACAGUGCAGAGCCAGCGUGCGUUUUUGAGAAUAGCGAUGCAGUCAGCUCGGAAUCCCGAGGCAGUUCAGUCCCAGCAGGUCCAUUUUAUUUUGAUAAUCAGAGCACAGUGCCACAGGUGUCCCAGGCUGCGCCAGCAGCAGAUCAGAGCACAGUGCCACAGGUGUCCCAAUUUGACAUUUCGGCCGAUGAUGAUUCAGGAUCGUGGGAGCACGGAGUUUCGGUGCAUGAGCUCAGCACUCUCAAGCGCUUGGAGCCCAACAAAGGCUUUGUGUAUGCUGUUCAGACAAUCCAAGAGUUGCCCUCAGCUGACGAUGCCCUGGAUGUGAUUUUGGAUUCAGGUGCAGACAUGAGUUGCUUGCCUCUUGAGUAUGCACAACAUGGUUUCGACCACGGUCCUCACAACUUGCAACUGCGUGAUGCGCAAGGCGAGCCGCUUGCUGUGAACGAUCUUCGUGAAGUUGAGUUUGUCGUUGAAAGCAGCACAGGGGAACAUGUGGUGUGGCGAGAAGUUUGUGCGAUCGCCCCAGUAACCCAGCCUCUCUUGCGCAAGGGCAAGCUCAUGAAAGCAGGUUGGUGGCCCGUCAGACAGCCAGACAUGGCUCUUGAGCAUGACAGCGGUGUGAGGGUUCCGAUUUCUUUCAAAGGAAAUUCCUUGUGCGUUCGAGCAAGCAUUUUCAGGAUUGGCCAAGAAUCCUUGAGUCCAGCAGGGCAUGUGAUGUUUGUCCAAGCAUCAGUUUGCAAUGAAAUGGCCGAUGCGAAUUUUGGAUGGCAAAUGUCAGGCACGGGAAAUUUGUACUUUCGUGGCAGGAGCACUCACUACAUUGAUCCGUCCAUCAUUGCACCAGUGGGAUGGCCCUGCAGAACCACUUUGGUCAAGCCGUGCACACCUGAUCAUAAUGCCUGGAUUUUGCUUGAGCAUUGCGUGCACUGGGGUGAGUUGCGAGAGCUUGCGGCCAUUUUACCGCAUGGGGACUGCGACAUAGUGUGCAUUCUUUCUUCAGAGCGCGAGGAGCUUGCUGAAGUUGGAGUUGAGCCCCACCGGUCAGCGCAAGGGCACGUGAAUUGGAGUGGCCCGCAACCUGGAGAUCCAGAUGCUGACGAGCUGGCAGAUUACGAGCCUUCCGAGGCCGACAUGCAAGACACUUCUGCUCCACAGUUGGUGGAGGCGAUGCCAGGUGUGCCGCAGGUUCACAGGGAUGUGGAGGUGUUGCCAGAUGCCGAGGGCGUCACAGGCGAGGCGUUAGUGCCGGGAAGCAGCAGUGACAUUCUUGUGUUUGAAGGCAUCGAGCUUUCCUUGCAGAGCACAUUGAGUGUGAUUCGUACGGCAUGCAAGUCGGCUGGGAUUUCCGGUUCGGGGAGCAAGCAGCGUUGCCUUGAUCGCUUGAGGGCUUACCUUGACAAGCAGCAGUUGGCCCUGAGUGCCGAAGUUGCUCAGACAGUUGGAGAUGACAGUACUCGUGAGCCGAGAGGGCAGUCCGUCACCAAGGCCCCAACAGAAGCCGAGAGGCAGUUGCAUGAGCUGACCCAUUGGCCAUUCCGGCCAUGGUGCGAUCACUGCCUGGCCAUGCGUGGAGUUCCGAUCAUCAGCUUCGAUUAUGCCUUCACCAGUGUGUCAGGUGCUGAGGGCCAGGGCAAUGGAGCCAAGUUGACCGUUCUGGUUGCACAUGACACCAGCACCGGCAGUGUGCUAGGGCUUCCUGUGUCAAGCAAGGGGCGCGAGGAUCUGAAGUUCAGCGCAAUUGAGCUCACAAGGUUCGUGCAAGGUCUAGGCCACAACAGCAUUUUCAUGUGCUGUGACAAUGAGCCUUCCACGUUGGCUCUUCAAAGUCUUGUGGUCAAUGUUCGGACCAAGCUUGGGUUCAAGACCAUGGUCCGUGAUGCGCCGGUGCACUCGCGUGCAUCGAAAGGCUAUGUUGAGAAGGCCAUAGACUUGGUGAGAGGUCUCUCCAAUGUCUUGCUUGAUCAGGUGAGAGUCAGGUACAACUUGAGUGCUGAAACCAUCAGUGCAGAUCACCCUUUGAUGGCACAGGCAGUGGCAUCAGGUAUGCCGAGUGUGGCGGGGAUGGCGGGGAUGCCUCCUCUUAGCAGCCAGCCACCGAACCCUGCACCAUCCUCCAGAGCCACAUUGCUUCUUGAUCGCACCGACAGAGGGAGCGUGCCUCCUCCUCCUGAGCAUGCUGCGGUGAGUGAGUCACCAAUGGAAGUCAUGGGGACCGAUCCACCCACGUCCUCUGAGUCAUCCUCUUCUUCGUCCCCACAGGCCUUGGCCAGUCAACCUGUGUUUGACGACAGCACAAUGCUUGCCGAGGUGGUAGAAAGUGUUCGAGCAGAGCCAGAUGAAUCCCAUGCAGCAAAGUUUCAGCGGAUCGCCCGAGUAGGCCGUGAGGACUUCCCAAUCAAUGAUGAGGUUUUGGAGUCCGCUGCAGAAUGGGAGGACGCAGCACAGUACGUGCAGCUUGGAGAAGAGGCCGAUGCAGAGCUUGAUCCAAGCCUUACCGCUGAAGAGGCAAAGCUUCUGGAAGAUGAAGAUCUUCUAUGGUUCGAGGAGAUCCCGAGCCUCAGUGAUGAAGAGUUGUCAGCCUUGGAUUACGUGGCAGACACUUUUGAGGUGAAAAGGCUCCUGGGAAAACAAGUCCUGGAGGAAGUCGGGGACAGCUUUGACCUCAGCGGUUACAAGGAACUCUCCACGAAAUUCGUGAGAACGUGGAGGCAAAAGAAAAGGCAUGGGCGCAUGAUGUUCUUCCGUAGAUCUCGCUUGGUGGCAAGGGAAUACAAGUGGAUGGAGCGUGACCGGGAAGGUUUGUAUGCCCCGGCGACAUCGUCGCUCACCACGAAACUUCUGCCAUGGCUGUUUUGCGAGAUGAACAGGCGUCAGGAAGGUGCAGCCACAGACGAUGAUCCCAUAGGCGUCGUAGCUCUCGACAUAAAAGAUGCUUUUCUUUGUGUCCCACAGGAGCGUCCCAUGCUGGCCAAGAUUCCGGGUUUUCCUAAAAGGAUGCGGUUCCUCAAGAUGCUGCCAGGGCAGAGGGACGGAACGGCCAGGUGGCAUUCGUUCAUCAUGGACUACAUUCGUGAGAGACAUCAACUGUCUGUGUGUGCCGAGUGCCCUUCCUUGUACAAGCUGAAGGAUGCGAAAGAUCGCUCCACUCCGGGUGUGAUCCACGUCGAUGACCUCUGCCUUGUUGGGUAUGUGAGGUGGAUCUUGCAGCAACUGGUUCCCAGUCUUGAAAGUACUUUCGAGCUGUCGUAUGAGGUUGCAUGCAAGCCCGGGGAUUCCUUUAAGUUUCUUAAAAAGGAGCACAUUCUUCUUGAAGAUGGUAUCUUGAUCAAGCCAUUGUCUGAUCAUGCAGUGAACAUGUGCAAUCUUCUAGAAGUGCCACUGCACAGAAAGGUGCCGACGCCGUGCACAAAGGACAUCUUGGUGCCCGACACCAGCAAACUGCUGGACAGCUCGAAGGCUGCGCGCUUCCGCAGCGCAAUCGGGAUUGCAAUGUGUGUGUCACAGGAUCGACCCGACGUUGCCUUCACAGUGAGGGUCCUGUCUCAGAAGCUUCGAGAGCCGACAGUGCAAACUUGGAGUUCGGGUCAGAGGUUGGCAUCGUACUUAGCGUGCACCACAGGUUACGCAAGCAAGGUGCAUGCCCGAGGUGACAAGCUUAGCAUUCUUGAGCCUUCCGAUCCUGGUGGAGUGCGUGAUGGAGUUAUGCUGGAGGUGUUCUGCGAUGCAGACUGGAGCGGCAACAAGCAGAAUCGUCGCUCGAUGAGCAGCAGCUCAUUCUUUCUGAACAGUUGCUGCAUAUACACUUCUUGCAAAAGCCAGCGUUGCGUGAGCCUCAGCAGCACCGAGAGCGAGUUCUACGCUCUGGUUUCCGCGUCGUGCGAUGGGAUCUACUUGAAAAGAGUUCUUGAAUACCUGCUUGAACUACCGAUGGACCUUUGGAUGCGGACUGACAACCAGAGCUGUCGUCAGAUCUCUUUGAAGCAGGGUGUAUCAAAGAUCAGGCAUCUUGAUGGAAGAUUCCUCUGGGUGCAGGAAAAGACGGCAGAUGGAACGCUGAAAGUUGGCUCAGUCGACGGGCGAUGGAACCCGUCAGAUCUUGGAACCAAGGUCCCGGCAACUGGGAGUCGCUUGAGAGCAUUGCUUUGCAUGCAUGACUUCGUCGACUGUGCCGGUGAUUGCAUCCAGGAGGUAGGACGUGCCGACUACGAUCAGUUGAUCGAGUCGUUGCAACACUGCAAAGACACAGCCCGUGUCCGGCGACUGAUCAACAAGUCGUUGAAAACCAAUGGGUUGAGCAACAGCAAUCUUGUCCUGAUGAUGGUGAGCUUGAUUGCAGGUGCAGAUGCAAGUGGCACAAGGCGUGAUGUGAGUGUUCAGACAGAACCAGAGGCAAGGUGGAUCAGCGUUUGGUUGACCGGUUUGGUCAUCUUCGUGUCUCUGCUGGGUGUCAUGCUGAGCCUUGAGCGGCUGCGGGCCGAUCGCCGCAGGCACGAUGCAAGCGCGUCUAGGACCACCAGUGCCGAGCUGAACACGGCUUUAUUUUCCAACGAAACUUCCGUUAGCGCGCGUUUGGGAAACCCUAACUGCGCUGCAGAGGAACCCUGUGCAAAAACACUCUCUUUUUUCUCCUAG
Symbiodinium sp. CCMP2592 is the source of this 6189-nucleotide messenger RNA. Lineage: Eukaryota; Dinophyceae; Suessiales; Symbiodiniaceae. The record is from the annotation of a GenBank genome assembly.